CAAAUUUUAUCAUUAUUACUUUAUUCAAGCAUCAGUUUAUAGCAAUGGAAAAAAUCACUCUUUACUACUUUAUUGUUGGCGACAAAGUCACCCGCGCUCGUGGUGAAAAUGUCAAAUUGUUGCUUGAAGACGCAGGUUUAGAUAAUGAGUAUGUUCGUUUGAGUAGAGAUGAAAACUGGUCGGCCAAGAAAGCCCAACUUAUUGAAGAAGGCUUUCUCUCUCCCACUCUCCCUUAUAUUGAGGUUGGAGGCAAGAAGUUUGGUAAAACUGUCCCAAUCAUGCAAUACAUCUCUGUCAAGUUGGGUAAUAAGUAUCACGGAUCAAAUGCUGAGGAAGAUCAAUACUUGGCUUAUGUUGCCGAAAUCACCAAUGAAUGGUUUGAAUGCUUGAAAAAUGCCUUCAUCGGUAAUGAUGAGAAGAAAGAAAAUCACAAGAAUAUUGUUACACCUAGAUACAUUAACUUGUUUGAACAGUCCUAUGCCAAACAUGGUGGUCCCUAUAUUCUUGGUGAAAAAAUAACUUAUCCUGACUUUUUGGUUUACCAUCUCCUUGAUGACGAUUUGGCUCUUCAUCGUUUGGACGGCUCUCCUAACCUCCAAGAAUUUGUUGGAGCUUUUGAGCAACGCCCCAAUAUUAAGAAGUACCUUGCUACCCUUCCUGAUUAUUCAUCCAAAUAAUAAAGAUAUUUUAUCCUUUUGUUAUUAAA
Mucor mucedo is the source of this 706-nucleotide messenger RNA. RefSeq names its product glutathione S-transferase. Gene Ontology annotation, biological process: glutathione metabolic process. Bases 45 to 677 code for a protein of 210 amino acids. Gene Ontology annotation, molecular function: glutathione transferase activity. The record is from RefSeq and is a predicted model, not a curated record. NCBI's taxonomy places the organism in Eukaryota, Fungi, Mucoromycota, Mucoromycetes, Mucorales, Mucoraceae. The transcript has 4 exons.